Messenger RNA from Nannospalax galili (Upper Galilee mountains blind mole rat), 4008 nucleotides. It is a transcript of the gene Ddx46, whose product is annotated as DEAD-box helicase 46. Gene Ontology annotation, cellular component: nucleus. Gene Ontology annotation, molecular function: RNA helicase activity; ATP binding; nucleic acid binding. The record is from RefSeq and is a predicted model, not a curated record. Lineage: Eukaryota; Metazoa; Chordata; Mammalia; Rodentia; Spalacidae. Gene Ontology annotation, biological process: mRNA splicing, via spliceosome.
UGGCGCCCCUAUAUCCUGUUUUCGUUGGCCGCGUUCGGAUGGCGGUCUGCUCUGGAGUUGCGUCCGCUUCUUAGGGCUGGUCCUCACUCGGCGCUCGACCCCCUCCUUUGUCCAGCCUCCUCAGCCUGCACUUCGUCCCCCCAGGGCGCCGGCUUUCUGUGGCCGGAAGCAUGGGCCGAGAGUCGCGGCGUUCCAGAAGCAGAGAGAGAGACAGAAGCCGAGAGCGAAGACGAUCUCGGAGCCGAGAUAGGAGGCGCUCAAGGAGUAGAAGCCGGGGCCGGCGUUCCCGCUCCUCCAGUCCUGGCGGUAAAAGCAAGAAGGCUGAGAAUAGGUCUAGGUCCAAAGAGAAAACAGAAGGCGGGGAAAGUUCUAAAGAGAAGAAAAAAGACAAAGAUGAUAAGGAAGAUGAAAAAGAAAAAGAUGCUGGUAACUUUGACCAGAAUAAGCUGGAGGAAGAAAUGAGAAAGCGAAAAGAAAGAGUUGAAAAAUGGCGAGAAGAACAGCGUAAAAAGGCCAUGGAAAACAUAGGAGAACUGAAAAAGGAAAUCGAAGAGAUGAAACAAGGGAAAAAGUGGAGUUUAGAGGAUGAUGAUGAUGAUGAAGAUGAUCCUGCAGAAGCUGAAAAGGAAGGAAAUGAAAUGGAGGGUGAGGAAUUAGAUCCAUUAGAUGCUUACAUGGAAGAAGUGAAAGAAGAAGUAAAAAAGUUUAACAUGAGAAGUGUAAAAGGAGGCGCAGGAAAUGAAAAGAAGUCUGGGCCCACAGUCACAAAAGUCGUUACUGUUGUAACAACUAAAAAGGCUGUUAUAGACUCUGAUAAGAAGAAAGGUGAGCUGAUGGAGAAUGACCAGGAUGCCAUGGAGUAUUCUUCAGAGGAGGAGGAAGUUGAUCUUCAGACUGCUCUUACAGGAUACCAGACAAAACAGAGAAAGCUUCUAGAACCAGUUGAUCAUGGAAAAAUUGAGUAUGAACCAUUCAGAAAAAAUUUUUAUGUUGAAGUUCCAGAACUAGCAAAAAUGUCUCAAGAAGAAGUGAAUGUAUUUCGAUUGGAAAUGGAGGGCAUUACGGUUAAAGGAAAAGGUUGUCCCAAACCAAUUAAAUCAUGGGUCCAGUGUGGGAUUUCCAUGAAGAUCUUAAAUUCCCUCAAAAAGCAUGGCUAUGAAAAGCCCACACCCAUCCAAACCCAAGCCAUUCCUGCUAUAAUGUCUGGAAGAGAUUUGAUUGGUAUUGCCAAGACAGGAAGUGGAAAAACCAUUGCUUUUCUCUUGCCCAUGUUUAGACACAUCAUGGAUCAGAGGUCAUUAGAAGAAGGAGAGGGGCCAAUAGCUGUCAUCAUGACUCCAACUCGAGAACUGGCUUUACAAAUUACUAAAGAAUGUAAGAAGUUUUCGAAGACCUUGGGACUUAGAGUGGUCUGUGUUUAUGGAGGAACAGGAAUCAGUGAGCAGAUUGCUGAACUGAAAAGAGGUGCUGAAAUUAUUGUUUGCACACCUGGUCGAAUGAUUGACAUGUUAGCAGCUAACAGUGGUCGGGUCACAAAUCUUCGAAGAGUGACAUAUGUUGUUUUAGAUGAAGCAGAUAGAAUGUUUGACAUGGGUUUCGAACCACAGGUCAUGCGCAUUGUGGAUAAUGUCCGUCCUGAUCGACAGACAGUCAUGUUUUCAGCUACUUUCCCCAGAGCUAUGGAGGCUCUGGCUCGCAGGAUCCUGAGCAAGCCCAUUGAAGUACAGGUUGGAGGCAGGAGUGUGGUUUGCUCAGAUGUGGAACAGCAAGUGAUUGUGAUUGAAGAAGAAAAAAAGUUCUUGAAAUUGCUUGAGCUUUUAGGCCAUUAUCAAGAGUCAGGAUCUGUCAUUAUAUUUGUGGAUAAGCAGGAACAUGCUGAUGGUCUUCUGAAGGACUUAAUGAGAGCAUCCUACCCUUGCAUGUCUCUCCAUGGAGGUAUUGAUCAGUAUGACAGAGAUAGCAUCAUAAAUGACUUUAAGAAUGGAACCUGCAAACUUCUUGUGGCUACUUCUGUGGCUGCUCGUGGUCUUGAUGUGAAGCAUCUGAUUCUUGUAGUGAAUUACAGCUGCCCCAACCAUUAUGAAGAUUAUGUGCACAGAGCUGGACGGACUGGAAGAGCAGGCAACAAAGGUUAUGCCUAUACUUUCAUCACAGAAGAUCAAGCUCGAUAUGCUGGUGACAUAAUUAAAGCCCUUGAAUUGUCAGGGACUGCAGUGCCUCCUGAUUUGGAGAAACUUUGGAGUGAUUUCAAAGAUCAGCAGAAAGCUGAAGGAAAAAUAAUUAAGAAGAGUAGUGGGUUCUCUGGCAAGGGAUUCAAGUUUGAUGAAACAGAACAAGCUUUGGCUAAUGAGAGGAAGAAGUUACAAAAAGCUGCUCUUGGUUUACAAGAUUCAGAUGAUGAGGAUGCUGCAGUUGAUAUUGAUGAACAAAUUGAAAGCAUGUUUAAUUCGAAGAAGAGAGUAAAGGACAUGGCUGCACCUGGCACAUCUAGUGUGCCUGCCCCCACGGCAGGAAAUGCCGAGAAACUGGAAAUUGCAAAGAGACUGGCUCUCAGAAUCAAUGCUCAGAAGAAUUUGGGCAUCGAGUCUCAGGAUGUGAUGCAACAAGCCACCAAUGCAAUUCUCAGGGGUGGCACCAUACUGGCUCCCACAGUGUCUGCAAAAACCAUUGCAGAGCAACUUGCUGAGAAGAUCAAUGCCAAGCUCAAUUACGUGCCUUUAGAAAAACAAGAAGAGGAGAGACAGGAUGGUGGACAGAAUGAAUCUUUCAAGAGAUAUGAGGAAGAGUUAGAGAUCAAUGACUUCCCACAGACGGCUAGGUGGAAAGUUACCUCUAAAGAAGCUCUGCAGAGAAUCAGCGAGUAUUCUGAAGCAGCAAUUACAAUCAGAGGAACGUACUUCCCUCCUGGGAAAGAACCCAAAGAAGGAGAACGGAAAAUUUACUUGGCAAUUGAAAGUGCCAAUGAAUUGGCUGUUCAGAAAGCAAAGGCAGAAAUCACCAGGCUCAUAAAAGAAGAACUGAUCCGACUGCAAAAUUCAUACCAACCAACAAAUAAAGGAAGAUAUAAAGUAUUAUAAACAUCUAGGAGCCACUUUUUACCUGUGCUGGUCUGUGAUACAUGUGGCAGUUGUCUGAAGUUUACAAUGUAUUGUAAAGUAAGACUUUGAAAACUUUGUCUUGCUUAUUUUUAAAUACAAGAAACUAGUGUUUUAAAGAAGUCUUCUGUCAGUAAGUACCUCCACUCUUCUUCAAACUAUAUUUAAAUCAGGCCUGUUUUCAUCGAGUGAUACCCUUUAGUGUAAACCAACAUUUCAAGCAUCUGGAAACUUUGGAAGUUUGUAUUGAAUGUUGUAAUAAAGUAUAUAAGUUACUAAGGGGCUAUGACCUUAGCAUCUUUGAAUGAAAUUUGAUCUCCUAAGAAAAGGGAAAAUUCCUUGUCAAUAUUUUGUGUCACCACCUCUUAAGCUUAAACCUUAUUUGACUCAAUGGAACAUAUAAACUGGAUUUAAGAAUGUUAAAAUAGAAGUUUUACAAAAUAGGUUCAGAGUUUUUAUUUUGAUUUUUUAUCAUAAAUGAGUAAUAGUUGGUUUACCUUUGGUUUUUAUAAAAUUAAAGAUAUGUAGUAUAAUAGGAUUUUUGCAUUUCUUUUUUCUAUUUUUGAGACAGAGUCUCUAUGUAGCUCAGGCUGGUCUUGAACUUAUGAUCCUCCUGCGUCUACCUCCCGAGUGCUGGGAUUACCACUUACAGACUUCCAUUUCUUUACACUGCAAAGAAAUGUAUUAUUUACUACCUUUAGGGUCCCCUCACAACCUCUGGCUCUGCCAUUCUUCACUCAUAUAUUUCUGAGAAAAUGAUUAUAACCUGUGAAUAUUAAAUAUUCUUUAUUUUUCCUCUGAAAGUGUUUCUUUAGACAUUUAUGGUAUAUACAAGUACCGUUACUAAUUUUUUUUUUUUUUGGUCUUUUGAGACAGGGUCUCCCUGUAGCCCCAACUGACCUGGAACUCACUA